AUGGGCGACAACUACCCGGCCACCACGAUGAGCGAUGAUCCUGCCGCCAACGCCCCCGAUGCUGCUACUUUCGGCAAGGGCAAGGGCAAGGCCACUGAAGACCCUACUGCCAUGGAUGUGAGCAUGGACGAGGAGGAAGAAAGUGAUGGCAGCGAAAGCGAAGAGAUGGUAAAUGAAGAUGACGACGACGAUGACCAGGACAAUCUCGAACCUAUCUCCUCCGACAACAUCAUUCCCACAGGGCGUCGCACACGCGGCAAAACCAUCGACUUCCAGGAAGCCGCCGAGAAACUCGGGGCUGAUGAGAUGGACGAUGAGGAUGAGGAUGAUGACGAGGAUUUCACACCCCGGGACGAGUCCAACUCGAUGCACGAGUAA
Aspergillus tanneri is the source of this 378-nucleotide messenger RNA. RefSeq names its product histone H2A.Z-specific chaperone CHZ1 (gene CHZ1). NCBI's taxonomy places the organism in Eukaryota, Fungi, Ascomycota, Eurotiomycetes, Eurotiales, Aspergillaceae. Bases 1 to 378 code for a protein of 125 amino acids. The transcript is spliced from 3 exons. The record is from RefSeq and is a predicted model, not a curated record.